ACGCAUAUCAACUGCGGGACGUCAACUUCUCCUCCACUAAACUUCUCCAUAUCGUCGUCGCUCACAUCUCCCGGCGCUACCAAACUGAUAUUGACUGCACUAUCACAAAAGGUACCUUAAUGCGUCUGCUUACAGUACUUUGGUAGGCUCUUCAAUUCGACACCUGCCGUCCCUCUCUACCCAAUGGCUGCCUCUCCCUCAAUUCCGAGGUGCACAGCUUCCUGUCACCUUGCGUCCGCCUUGCAUCCCGUCCAGCCUACCAUGUCGCUGAAGGCUAUGUAUAUAUCUCGAGUGCAACACCUACCGCCCUCUUUCUCCCCCUUGCGCCCACAUCUGAUCCGUUGCACUUCAUCACAUUCGCAACCCCAUGAAUAGCUUCUCACCUUGAGACGUUUCGCCCUUCAGGUGCCGAUGAUCUCUCCCCACUCGACUAUCGCUUCAUAGGAGUGAGAAUAGCCAUGCGGGAAGCUUUCACUGGUCUCCCAGCUCUUGUUACACGAAUCGCCCGCAAGGCUCCACAAGUCGUCGAGAACGUUAUAAAUGCUCGUAGCAACCCCCUAAAUCUCGACUGGGACCCAGCGCCAUCUCCAGAAGACGGCCCUCCCUUAUCAGCUGGAGCUCUUCGCGACAAGUCUUACCUUCCUGCGGAAAUCGGUGGAAUCGUCGGCGCAUACGUAUUCGUGGUGAUCACCAUCCUCCUCGCCCUAUUCUUCGUUGGACGUCGACUUCGCAAAGCAAGAGAACUCGCAGCACAGAAUGAUGUUGAGAUGCUAGUUGGACACGUUAUAAACCCCGCUGCAUAUUAUCCAUCUCCAAUCUCGCCCACCUCGGCCGCCACAGCUUUCCGCACCGCUGCGUGGCCAACUGCCGAGAAGACCCAGAACCCCUACGUCUUUCCCUCUCAAAACUGCUCUCCCGUCUCGCCCGGGACCAACCCAGGAGUCGAUUCGCGAAUUAUACAAGCAGAUCGUGAGAUUUUGAACCGCGGACUCGAGGACCUAUACGCGCAUGUUAUGGAACAGGAGGAAGCCAAAGCCGCCGGACUCAACAUAGCAGAUAUGCCUGCCCCAACCCCUCUUCCAUCUGCCUCACCUCAGAGGCAGAGCACCGCCUCCAGCAAGCGCCUGGAGAAAAUCAAGCCAGCCAACCUGGGCAGCACCGAGAAAACACACUCGCGCACAUCGUCCUUGAUCUCGUCCCUCAAGUCGCCAAAACGAAAGGGCAUCCGUGGCUUGAAGAUCAGCUCUCCAAUGGCCACGCCUCUCUCUACAACCUUCCCCGCAACAUAUGCGUCGGAUGAAGAGCCACUUAGCCCUCGCCACUACCAGCCUCCACCUCCACCUCCGGUUCCUGAAGGUCAAAUGCCAUAUCAGUACCAUUCCCGCAACAACUCCAGCGUGCAAACUGCAGAUCCGUCACCCAUCUCGCCGACAAGAUCAAUUGCAGAAAACCUCGCUUCAGUUUCGAUGGGGCCACCACCUAACAACAGAUCGGUUGCUACAAACCGUCCUUUGAACUUAACUAUCCCCGGUCCCGUUUCCGUGAACCCCUCAUCGGCAACCUCAUCCACACGACAGCUUCCCUUCAGAGCAUUUGAUCCACCCCCAGGACUCUCUUCGCCGUCAUUCUCACAUUCUACCAAGACAACGGUCCUGGAACGGACCACGCCGCUGUCGCCAGGGUUAAAAACCCCGUGGUCUGCUGGAGCAACACCAUAUAGCCCCUACCAGCCGUUCACUCCUUUGGUGCCAAUCACACCGCGGCUGAUCACGCGGGAAGAUCGCAAGGCGAUGAGGAGGAUGGAGCCUAAAUCUCCUGUUAUGGAGAUGGUGAAGGACACAGACGAUCUCUGGGAUAGUGGAUAUUAGGUGGGCUGGACUUGCGGGGCAAGAAUACUAGCUGUUGUAAUCAUGAGCCAUUAGAAGCGAUGUAUGGCGUUCAUGUAAAUAGAAUUUCCCUUUACUCAAGUAACGGCAAGCGGGUUAGCAAUUUCACACAUGUUC
Pseudogymnoascus verrucosus is the source of this 2003-nucleotide messenger RNA. RefSeq lists its product as uncharacterized. The coding region runs from base 459 to 1868 and encodes 469 amino acids. The record is from RefSeq and is a predicted model, not a curated record. Lineage: Eukaryota; Fungi; Ascomycota; Leotiomycetes; Thelebolales; Thelebolaceae. The transcript has a single exon.